GGUCUCAGUGCGUGCUCAGUUGGUGGAUGUGUUUCAGCCGGAGCGGUUGCUAGACAAUACCAAACGCAGACGUGUUUUAACAAUUCUUUAGAAACGUGGCCCGUGCGCUUGGCCAACUUUAGAAACCUUUGCGCAUCGGUUUAGUGCAGAUCGUAAUACCUACAAGCAGUUAACUGUUUCGAUUAUUUGAAAAUAAACAACAAGUGCCAAAGUUGUGAGAGAAACUUAAUAAAAAUACGAUAAUAAAAAAACAAAAACAAAAUCAAAAUGCAAGCGUGUAGAAAAAAAAGAGCUCCAGGCGAUUCGGCGUCGAUCUUGCGGAGGAGACUCUUUGUGGCAAGUCUCUGUGGAUUAUUGCUGCUUGGCAUUCAAAUUGAGCGCGCGGCGUCUGCGCCUGUAGGCGAGGAUGAUGCUCCAGUCAUUCCCAGCACCACGAUGCCAGCGUUGGAUACAACAACUGAAGCUGCUGCUGAUCCCUCAACAACAACAUCAACAACAACAACGACGACAACGACAGCACCAGCAGCAGCAACAACAAUUGGCGUAGAACAAAGCAGCGAGUCGACUGCGAUGUUGGAUAGUUCAACGACUUUGGAGCCCAACAGAUUGAACGCAAGCGAAGCUGAUACUACCAUAAUGCCUGCAGCAGCAAUUGAAAGCAGCAGCAGCAACAGUAUUCACGUACAUGAGGAAACUACAGUGCGUUCAACAAGUAUAGAGCCCAUAACAUCCACAGAGCCGACAACAACACCACGUGCUGACAGUGUAGCUUCCGAUGAGCCAAAGAUCUUACAUCAGACAGAGGCAGAUCAGACGCACAUACAGCACAUUCCACUGAAGGAUGAGCAUGCGGAGAAUGUGGGAGGCGAUGCCACCACGGAGCAUCAGCAACAGGAGCAACAAAAGCUGCAAGAGCAGGAGCAACAGAAUGAACUAUUGCUACUCAAUCAAAUCUCAAAUGAGAACGAUGAUGAUGCCAAAGAUUUGAAUAAUUUCCGACAUCCGGCGACACUUAUAACGGCCAGCAAUAGUGAGGAGAAUGAGUCUCAUGCCAAUGAGAAUGAAAGUGACAGCGACAAGUCGUUGUCGUCGUCAACUGAAUCAACAACAACAAUAACUUCAACAACAACUUCAACAACAACUGCAGCAACAGAAACAACAACAAGUGAAUCAGAAGAUCCCUAUCAUGUGCAUAUACUGUCCGAGAAUCAUGAUCGCCUGGCCGAGCACGAAGAUUAUCAAAUGCUGUCGAGCAGCACCGAGGAGGGCGAGCCAGCUGCAGUAGCAGCAGCAACAACAACAACAACAACAACAUCGACAACAACAUCAACAACCGAAUCGAGUGCCGGCAUUAUUGUCAGCGUGGAGAAUAAGGCAACAGCACAGCCAGUUACUGAGACAACAUCAACAACAUCCCGAGCACGCGCCAUGCAUAUGAAUGAGCCACAAACUGGAUCGAUGACUGAGUCAGGCACUGAGAUGGAGGCAAAGGCGGAGGCCACCACAGUGUUGCCACAGAGCGAAGUGAUUAACAUUGUUGAAGGACAGCACACAAUCGAGGACGCAACAAGCUCCACAAGCACAACGUCAACAACAACAACAACGCAGACACCGACAACAACAACUACAACUACAACCGAAAACCCAACUGAUACGCCAUUUGUUGCCUUUGCCGGCGAGGGCCGCUCGGCAGGAGGCAGCGAUGAGGAUGCAGAGCUGCUCUUCCGUCACAAUGCCACCUUGCAACACCAGGCGCUAAUGGAUCUCAGCGAUGUUAGCAUGGACGAUGAACGCACUGAGCUAAUUACAACGACAACACCGGCAGCUACAACGACAACUACAACAAGUACAACAACCGCACAACCCGAAACGGAAGUGCCAAAAAUUGUGGAAAUUACAGCAAGUGGAGAUACAAUGCAACGUGAAUGUCAGGCUGAAAACAAGAGUUAUAAGCAUGGCGAAAGCAUGGAACGGGAUUGCGAUGAGCGUUGCACUUGCAACCGCGGCGAAUGGAUCUGUGAGCCACGCUGCAAAGGUGCCUCCUAUCCACGAGGCAGUCAACGCACCAUGGCGAAUCCCCAUUGCCAUGAGCGUGCUGUGGAGGAGGACGAAUGCUGUAGGACCAUGGAAUGCAAUGAACCAUUGCUGCAACCCAGUGUGGAAACUGCCGAGAUGAACACGACAGGUGCUGCCACAAAUGAGCAGAGCGAAGAGAGCACACCGAAGCCACGCAACGAUUGCUUUUACCAAGGAGGAAUCUACAAGUUCCGAGAGCGCAAGGAAAUUGGCUGCGAGCAAAUUUGCCACUGCGACGAAGGAGGCGUGAUGAAUUGCCGCCCACGUUGUCCCGAGCGCAAUCACACGCGUGCCGACAAGUGUGUCUAUGUGAAGGAUCCCAAGGAUGUCUGCUGCCAGCUGGAACUUUGCGAUGUCACCCUCGAUGAUCACGAGCAACAGCAGCCACUUGCUCCACUGCCAUCGCUUCAGGGUGGCCAGAACAGCAUUGGAGAUGAAAUUGAACAGGAGCGCAGCUACGGAUUGGACCAGCAGGCACGUGAUGCAGGCGGUGCCACGCCCACCUGCAGCUUCAAGGGCACGGAUUACGAGUUGGGCCAGCAGUUCCGCGAUGGCUGCGAACAGUUGUGCAUCUGCAACGAGCAGGGCGUGCAUUGUGCCAAGGUCGAGUGUCCCUCCACCUUCGGCCUGGACGUGCUCAACCCCCAUUGCAUUCGCUGGGAGCCAGUGCCCGCUGACUUCAAGCCCGUGGCGCCACAUUGCUGCCCGGAGAGCAUGCGUUGUGUGGACAACGGCACCUGCACAUAUCAGGGCAUGGAAUUCGAUAAUUGGUCCCCUAUUCCAACCAAUCUGACGGGUUGCGAGAAGCACUGUUAUUGUGAGAAUGGCAAGGUCGAGUGUCGCCCAGCUUGUCCACCCGUUUUGGCCCUGCCUCCUGCAGAUUUACCCUGUCAUCCGGCAGAGGCGCGUCUCAUGCCCAUACCCGAUGAUGAAUGCUGCAAGCAUUGGAUCUGUAGUCCUCAGCUAGACGAUGAUCCUAGGCAGAUAUAUCCCAUGCCAGCAAAGCCAAAUGAAACAACAGCAACAUCGACAGCGACAACAUCAACAACAACAUCGACAGCAACAGCAACAUCGACAACAACAACAACUACUAGUAAACCCUUGGAGCUUGACUAUGAGAAGAAGCCUAUAUUAGGCGCCUUCUAUCCCACACUGGACGGCAAGCCGCCCAAAUCCAGCUCAGGUCUCUUUGAGAAACACGAAAAACCUCACAAGAAGGCCCAGCAGCAACAACAACAACAUCAUCAACAGCAGCAACAGCAACAAAAUGAUAUCAAAUAUGAUGUGCACGAGGAUCAGCAAGAGGAUGAGGUCAAUAAUGGUGCACCAUUGCCGCCAGUUGGCGCCUUUGUGCCGCUACAACUGGGCGGACACUACAACGACUAUCAGCAGCAGCAGCAACAUCAACAACAUCUUGGUCCUUAUGGCUUCUAUAAUCCCGCAAAGCCCGCCUACGAUGCCUACAAUCCCUACGAGCCUUAUGACAUUAAUCCCAAUGGUAUACCCCAAGGGAAACCGCCACCAGCACCAACAAGUCAGUCAGAUCUAUUUAAUAUACUGGGUGCUGAGCAUCCUGGACAUCCUGGGCAUCCAGCACAGUCAACACCACAGAAGGAUAAUCACAAUCUGCCUCCGCAUGUGAGAAUCGAGCAGAUAUUGCAGCAUUUGCAACAAAGCCAGCCAGUUGGUGCAGGAACAACAUCCCAGCAGCAACAACUUCAACAUCAACAGCAACAGCAGCGACCGACACCUCCACAUUAUGUGCCCAUUGUGCACAGUGGGGUGCCACCGCCGCCGCCACCACACGGCAUUGCCAUAGUUGAUGGUCAGCCGGUGGCCUAUGAGAGUUAUCCACUGAUACCUGGCUUGGGUGUGCCACCGCCACUGCAUCAUCCACAGCAGCAACUACAACAGCAGCAGCAACAACAUCAACAACAACAACAACAGCCUCAGCAUGAAUCUCCGCAACAACAGGCUACCAUUAUACCCAGCUCUAGCACCAGCUCUGGUCUCUCCACUCAGGCCAGCGAGCAUAGCCUGCAUCAGAGCCAUAGCCAGAGCCAGAGUCAGGGCCAGAAUCAGGGCCAUGGCCUGGACAAGCGGCCAACGCAGCAAGCAGUCUUAAGCCCUCUGCAGUCUGAUAUCGAAGUGCACACCUUGGAGGCCGUUGAUCCACGCACCAUUCGCAUGGUCUUCACCGUUCCGCAGGUUUAUGUGAAUCUUCAUGGACGAGUGGAGUUGCGUUAUACAAAUGGACCAAGUAAUGAUACCUCCACCUGGGAGCUGCAGACAUUUGCACCACCAGAAGAUCUGAUAGCCACCUCUCAAAUGGAAUUCGAUUUGCCCAAUCUGGAACCGAAUUCAUUGUACAAGGUUAAGAUAACUCUCAUUCUGCGCGAUAUCAAUUCGCAGCCGACGAGCGCCGUUUUCACCGUGAAGAUGCCAGCGGAGAGGACAAUAACGCCACCGCCUCAGAUCUCCGAUUACAGGCCAGACUUCCAGGAUAUAUUCAAGACAGUGGAUGAUCCCGAGCUGAAUGUAAUUGAGACGAACUCCACAUGGCUGCAGUUGACCUGGAAGAAACUCAGCGAUGAGCAGAUGGAGUACGUCGAUGGCGUCCAGUUGCGCUACAAGGAACUCACCGGCAUGAUCUACUCCUCCUCUCCGCUCGUACAUCGCACACUCACUAGCUACACCAUACAGAAUCUUCAGCCCGAUACGGGCUACGAGAUUGGACUCUAUUACAUUCCAUUUGCCGGACACGGCGCUGAGCUACGUGCUGGACACAUGAUCAAGGUGCGCACAGCGCCCAAGGUUGAUGUCUAUGGCUUCGAUGUGAAUGUCAAUGUCACCAAGGUGAAGACACAGAGUGUGGAAAUAUCCUGGAACGGUGUGCCCUAUCCAGAGGAUAAGUUUGUGCACAUCUAUCGCGCCAUCUACCAAAGUGAUUUGGGCAAAGAGGACUCCAGCGUCUUCAAGGUGGCCAAACGGGACAGCACGACGGGCACGCUUAUUAUGGACCUCAAGCCAGGUACCAAGUACCGCCUCUGGCUGGAGAUGUAUCUCACCAAUGGCAACACCAAGAAGAGCAAUGUGGUCAACUUUAUUACCAAACCAGGUGGUCCACCAACGCCGGGCAAGACGGGUAAACUUCUUACUGCUGGCGUCUCUGAGCAACCAGUUGGAGAUUAUUAUGGACCUCUUGUGGUUGUAUCUGUGAUUGCCGCCUUGGCGAUAAUGUCCACGCUGGCCCUGCUGCUGAUCAUAACCAGGAGGAGAGUACAUCAAACGGCAUCCAUAACUCCUCCGCGCAAAAGUGAUGCAGCCUACGACAAUCCCUCAUAUAAAGUAGAGAUACAACAGGAGACAAUGAGUUAG
Molecule: messenger RNA, 5454 nt
Organism: Drosophila innubila
Lineage: Eukaryota; Metazoa; Arthropoda; Insecta; Diptera; Drosophilidae
Gene: sas
Product: putative epidermal cell surface receptor
Exons: 9
Coding region: 268-5454 (1728 amino acids)
Molecular function (GO): protein binding
Source: RefSeq, a predicted model, not a curated record